AUGUUGGCGAAUCACUCUAGUGCCACUGAAUUUUAUCUCCUUGGCUUCCCUGGCUCCAGAGAACUACACCAUCUUCUCUUUGCUACCUUCUUCUUCUUCUACUUAGUGACAUUAAUGGGAAACACGGUCAUCAUUGUGAUUGUAUGUGUUGAUAAACGUCUGCAGUCCCCCAUGUAUUUCUUCCUUGGUCAUCUCUCUGCCUUGGAGAUCUUGGUUACAACUAUUAUCGUGCCUGUGAUGCUUUGGGGGUUGCUGCUCCCUGGGAUGCAGACAAUAUCUCUGGCUGCGUGUGUCACCCAGCUCUUCCUGUACCUGUCUCUGGGGACCACAGAGUUUGCAUUGCUGGGCGCGAUGGCUGUGGACCGUUACAUGGCUGUCUGUAACCCUCUGAGGUACAACAUCAUUAUGAACAGCCACACCUGCAUCUGGGUGGUGGUUGUGUCAUGGGUGUUUGGGUUCCUUUUUGAAAUCUGGCCAGUGUAUGCCACAUUUCAGCUUACCUUCUGCAAAUCAAACGUGGUGAACAAUUUCUUCUGUGACCGAGGGCAGUUGCUCAAACUAUCCUGCAAUAAUACCGUUUUCAUAGAGUUUAUCCUAUUUUUAAUGGCUGUUUUUGUUCUCUUUGGUUCUUUGAUCCCUACAAUCAUCUCCUACACCUACAUCAUCUCCACCAUCCUCAAGAUCCCCUCAGCCUCUGGGCGGAGGAAAGCCUUCUCUACGUGUGCAUCCCACUUCACUUGUGUCGUGAUCGGCUAUGGCACCUGCUUGUUUCUCUAUGUGAAACCCAAGCAAACUCAGGCAGCUGAUUUCAACAGGGUAGCAUCGCUGAUGGUUUUAGUGGUGACCCCUUUUCUGAACCCAUUCAUCUUCACCCUCCGGAAUGACAAAUUCAUGGAGGCCUUUCGAGAUGUCAUGAAACGCUGCUGUCAACUCCUCAAGGAUUAG
Molecule: messenger RNA, 945 nt
Organism: Ailuropoda melanoleuca (giant panda)
Lineage: Eukaryota; Metazoa; Chordata; Mammalia; Carnivora; Ursidae
Product: olfactory receptor 9A4
Exons: 1
Coding region: 1-945 (314 amino acids)
Biological process (GO): G protein-coupled receptor signaling pathway
Cellular component (GO): membrane
Molecular function (GO): olfactory receptor activity; G protein-coupled receptor activity
Source: RefSeq, a predicted model, not a curated record